AAGUGAUCCACCCUCGCGGCGUUUGACAACUGCGAAAAUGCCGGCUUCUGUAACUCACGCUCUCUACCUUUCCGCUUCGAGUCCACUGCAUUCAUGCCCGACUCCUGCUGCCAUUCCAUCCCCUCAUCGGAACCAUCACUUGUCCUCUGCCCUCGGAUGAGUAGAUUUAAUGCCCUCGAGGCCGCCUCCAUCGAUAAAUGGGAGAUGAGAUGGCUAGCCUCGGCCUCCCCAGAACCAGAAGAAUCAUGGCGAAAAGGUAGCAGAAGAGAGGAGAGAGAUGCCGCGGAAGAAGGUCGUGCUGCAGCCCCACCCCACCGAGCAAGCUCGGAUGCAGUGCUACCUGACUCGAAGGAAUGGUAUCAAGAAGAAGGUGAGGGAGCUCUCAAUCCUCUGCGAUGCCGAGAUUGUCCACAUCGCUAUCCCUCCAACAGGAGAGCCUUCGCUGGUCCUCGGCGAACACACUAACCUGCUAGCAAUUCUGGAUAGAUUUGCAAAUAUUGAUCCUCUUAUACGAGAAAGGAGGAGGCGUCAGGUUAUUGAUUGUCUGAAAAAUUCCUAUAAAAAGAAAGGUCAUGAAAUCAGUACUGACAGUCUGCUUCAGUAUAAUAUGUCCGGAUCUGAGGAGGUUGAAGAGUGUUGCAAUCGGAUAAGAGAAUUGCAAGAGAAAAUUGAUGCAGUAAACAGGAACUUGAGCCAUUGGAGAAACCCAGGUGCCAUAGAUGACAUAUUUGAGAUUAUUGUGAAGGAGGAAAUAUUGCACAAUUCUCUGCAACUUGUACGCGAACAGAAGGCGCGCUUGGAGCAAAGAAAUGGAGCUCCAGAUUCCACUGCCUUGGAGGUACCAAGUUUUGCCUUCACACAACAUACCAAUCCUCAACCUGUGCGAGGAGCUUUGUGCCAAGAGUUACCUCAGCGAGAUCCUGCCCAUCAAAACGCAUCUGGAGGACCAGUGGGCAUUGGAGCUGGAUUUAAUCUUCCUCCAUAUAGACAAAUUAUCCAAAAUUCACUUGGCCAUGAAAACCCAACCAAUUUGGAAGCCCUUCUCUCUGAAUAUCUAGUGAACCCCAACCAUCCACUCUCCAAUGAAGUUUCUAACAAUCUACUGCCUCAGCGGGUGUCCAGUUUUCCUGGAAUGUCAAAUGUGCUUAUUGUGGACAGCAUUACAGAUUCAAGCUUUCAUCCUCAAAGGCAGAUCACUCAAAGUACUACAAAUCAUGAAUUUCCUGCUUCUACUGAGGCACGCCGGGAAGAAAGAUUUGGUGUUUCAAAUUCCAACGCUUGUGAGGUGCCAUGUUUUGAUUUUGCACCCAUUUCCAGUCAACCUCUGGAAGGAAUUUUGAACCAAGUGCCACCUGACCGAGAUGUUGCCCUUCCUCCCCUUCCUGAAGUAUUCGUAGAAGCAGCGGAUAAUGGAGCUGGAUUUAACUUACACCAGCACGACCAAACUGCCCAAAGUUUGCUUUGCCAUGUAUAUCCAACCAAUUUGGAAGCUAGUCUUUCUGCUAACCUUGCGGACCCUAGUCAUCAACUAUCUACUGAUGUUUCUGACAAUCUACUUUUUCAGCGUGUUUCCAAUUUUCCUAGCAUAUCAAAUGAACUUCAUACGGACAGACUAACAGGAUCAAACUUUUAUUCUCAAAGACUGAUGGCUGACAGUACUACAAGUCAUGAAUUUCCUGCUACAUCUGAGACCUGGGGACUUAUCAAUAUGGAUAGACCAUGGGAAGGUGUUUUGAACUACGUGCCAUUCCAGCAGGAGCCCAAUCUUCCUGGCCCUUCUCAGUGGGAAAAUACAAACAUGCAAGGACUGGGACGCAUAAAAUCAUGCAACAGGGACUUCAAUUUUGGCUCCUCUCCAGGCUACUCUUGGCUCCCUUGGCCCUGAAAACCUGAGCAGAGCUGGGUCUUUGCUGAUGAUCCCCAUAUCAAAAGCAACAAUAGUAGUUACUUUGAGUGUGGAAACUUUUUGUUCCACCGGAAUGAUUUGUUAUAUUUUUGAAUGACUCAGUAAGUCUAUAGCCAGCUUAUCGACUCUCUUUGCAUGGGAACCAUAGGAUUUUGGAGCACCCCCUGUUUCAUUGGAUUUACUUGCCCAAGGAGCGUGGUCGAUAGGCCACUCUUUCCGACUUAUUGUUAUCAUGAAUCAAUUACGGUCGUGUGCGCGCGCAUCAUCAAAUAAUGAUUUGCACUGUUCGGUGGAGAAUCUGCCAGUAUGUGAAUUUGAUUUUUUUGUUUGGCUGUCAUUUGAUAUCAGUGUCAUGAAUAAUUUCUACAUUUCCAUUUUUUAUAGACAGUAAAUUCUAACA
This is a messenger RNA of Phoenix dactylifera (date palm), 2306 nucleotides long. RefSeq lists its product as uncharacterized. Gene Ontology annotation, molecular function: protein dimerization activity; DNA binding. The record is from RefSeq and is a predicted model, not a curated record. Lineage: Eukaryota; Viridiplantae; Streptophyta; Magnoliopsida; Arecales; Arecaceae.